UCCUGCAUAAUGCAUCAGAAGGCAGCGAGAUCUCGAACAGAAUGCAGUUGCUGUGUUACUCCGUCGUCCUCUUCCUUGGAUUGGCUCCGUUGGCGGCCUUGGCCAACGAUGAUGGUUGCAACGAGGUGGUCUGCGGAUCGGUGGUGUCCAAGUGCCUCAUCACCCAGAGCUGUCAGUGCAAGUUGAAUGACUGCCACUGCUGCAAGGACUGUCUGAAUUGCCUCGGCGAACUGUACAUCGAGUGCUGUGGCUGCCUGGACAUGUGUCCCAAGCACAAGGAUGCCCUGCCCUCGCUGACACCACGCUCGGAAAUCGGGGACAUUGAGGGUGUGCCCGAGCUGUUCGACACCCUGACCGCCGAGGAUGACGAGGGAUGGUCCACCAUACGGUUCUCCAUGCGUGCCGGCUUCAAGCAGCGCGUUCAAGGCGGUGAUGCCGGAACCGGAAGUAGCAAUGGAAAUGCUGGCUCCGCAAGUGUCACGCUGUGCACGGUCAUCUAUGUGAACUCGUGCAUCCGGGCGAACAAGUGCCGGCAGCAGUGCGAGAGCAUGGGCGCCAGUAGCUAUCGAUGGUUCCACGACGGAUGCUGCGAGUGCGUCGGCGAGAAUUGCCUCAACUACGGAAUCAACGAGAGUCGCUGCCGCGGCUGUCCGGAGGAUCAGGACCAGUUGCUCACCGCCGAUACCGUGCCGGCGGAGGCCGAACAGGAUCUGGAGCGAUUCUUUGGCAACGAGGAGCUCGAGGAUGAAUGGGGCUACGGCGAGGAGGAUGAAUUUUCCUAAUAAAUCAGACAAUUUCAAAUAAAUGCGGUUUCUCCCAUUUGGAGUUUGAUCAUCAUUGCAAAACGAUCGCUUUGUAAAUAACCUUGUAAAAUACAAAAUGCCUUGCUAGUUUUACUCUAAUUAAACAAGAAAUUACUCGAAUAAACUUUGAAAUAAUAA
Molecule: messenger RNA, 941 nt
Organism: Drosophila yakuba
Lineage: Eukaryota; Metazoa; Arthropoda; Insecta; Diptera; Drosophilidae
Product: protein twisted gastrulation
Exons: 1
Coding region: 42-782 (246 amino acids)
Biological process (GO): regulation of BMP signaling pathway
Source: RefSeq, a predicted model, not a curated record